AUGUCCAGGUUUUCCCCAUCACUAGGCUCACAAAGAACGUUUGGUCCGCAGCCCGUGUUUCCCAGGCAGCACCUCUUCAUUGAGGACGAUGAAACACUUUCAUCUAUGAUUGCAAUGGGAGCCGAUAUGAUGACAGGCGAGAGCACCUUGUUAGAGAUGUCGGCAUACGAGUGCAUAUACGGUAUACCGCAGAGUCUUCUGAUUCUCUUAAAGGAGUCCAUCGAGGUUAUCGACGAGGUGAAUCACCAUCGCAUGAAUAACGAAGGCACAUCUAUCUCAGAAGGUCUGAACCUAGUUUGUGAUGAUCUUGAACAGAAUAUCAUGGAUUGGCCCCUCGAUGAGCGUCUUCAUCGUUACGAAAGAUCCACGAAUGGCAUCAGUGCCUCCAUCAUCUACCACCAGACUCGGGCAUUUCUCAAUGCGCCCAUCAUCUAUUUCUCGCAAAGUAUAAGAUUGAUGAUCCAUCAGUAUCUCCGCCAAUAUGCCCAGGCGGUUCUGGAUAGCAUAGAAGCCAUUGAACAGCUCAAAGCGGAGACCAAAAUACUCGCUGCUCCGCUUUUCUGGCCAGCAUUCAUGGGUGCCACUGAGGCUUUUGAGCCUAGACACCAAGAACGCUUUCGCUUGUGGUACGAGCGAGUAGAAGUAUACGGAAUUGAAGCCGUGAGGACAGGUAUACAAGUUGUACACGAAGUUUGGAGGCAGGGACCAACAACAAAUCGACAAAUGCAUUCUGGCUGGCGCGACGUUGUCGAACGGACCGGGGACUAUCUUUUGUUAACUUAA
Molecule: messenger RNA, 783 nt
Organism: Penicillium hordei
Lineage: Eukaryota; Fungi; Ascomycota; Eurotiomycetes; Eurotiales; Aspergillaceae
Exons: 1
Coding region: 1-783 (260 amino acids)
Source: RefSeq, a predicted model, not a curated record